AUGUCCGUUGCGAAGACUAGUGUUCAAAUUGCUGUGGUGGAAGUCCAAGAGACCUUUUCUUAUGAUGUUACGAAGAAUAACUACCAACGGCAACCAUUAGAACCGUUGGUUAUAGUGGAUAAUAAUAGUAUUCCAGAGAUAUCAAAUCCCGAGUAUCACAAGCCAAAAGGGCAUCCUCCCAAACAUUAUAAGUCGCAAAUGGAAAUGACCAGUAAACAAAACAUAACUUCAUCUUCUAAGACGUGUAGUUAUUGCUUAGAAAAAGGUCAUAAUAUCAGAAGCUGCGCAAAAAACAAAGCUUCUGUUCAGUAA
Rhizophagus irregularis DAOM 181602=DAOM 197198 is the source of this 312-nucleotide messenger RNA. Lineage: Eukaryota; Fungi; Glomeromycota; Glomeromycetes; Glomerales; Glomeraceae. The record is from RefSeq and is a predicted model, not a curated record.